Nannospalax galili (Upper Galilee mountains blind mole rat) is the source of this 2058-nucleotide messenger RNA. It is a transcript of the gene Tex22, whose product is annotated as testis expressed 22. The transcript has 4 exons. Lineage: Eukaryota; Metazoa; Chordata; Mammalia; Rodentia; Spalacidae. The record is from RefSeq and is a predicted model, not a curated record. The coding region runs from base 192 to 800 and encodes 202 amino acids.
UCGCAGAGGUGCGUCUGCCCCUCCAGAUCAGAUUCCACCCUUGGCACCCGGCGGAGCUCAUCCCGCUCAGACCUCACGGCCCGCACCCUGCACACCCCGCUGAGCCCGGGCACACUACCCCAGACCGCCCUGCUGACCCCCACCUCGCUCCACCAUCCUCGGCGGCCUUUGAGCUGCCCAGCCUGGAUCCCAUGGGUCCUCCCAGCCCUUCCCGCCACUCCAGUGUCGGGCCAGCUCCCUUGAGUCGAUCUUACGGGGCCUUUCCGGGUCUCCCUGAACCCUCCCCUGACCUCACUGGGAGAGGUCCUCCCGCGUGGAGCCCUAGAAGCCUGGACUGCAGUCUGUUGGGGGUAGAGAUGGACAACAGGCAGCAGCGUCCCCAGAGGAAGAUGCUGCAGUGGCAGGUCACUCAAGAGCCAGGGCAGCAGUCUUUCCCAGAUGGGCCUUCAGCAACCUCAGUCCAGCCAGACACUGAGAGCAACCCUUGGAAGGAUCUGCAGACCCAGGACUGGGUGUGCGAGCCUCCGGGGCCCAGGCGCCUAGGCAGCUGCUGGAACGUCAGCAUCGAGGAGCGCCGACGCCUGGCGAUGCAGCGCGCAAGGGAGGGGCCAGGCGCCGGGGUCCCCUCCCAAGACCCGGACAUCACGCGGAUGGUGGCCGAGCUGGCGUCGGAGGACGUGGUCAGGGACGUGCUCCUCCCUCACCGGCUCAGAUCCUUCAAUUCCAGCAAUGCCUUCCAGGACUUCUUGACCCGGAGCGCACCCUUUUGGCAGAACGCGAAUUUUGAGGCCCUGACCUAGAGGUCACCCCUCUCCUAAGAGCCCAGCUCCUAAGAGCGCAGCUAGUAUCUGUGGUCCAGUGCCUUUCUUUGGGGGCGGGAAGUGGUGAUGGUGGGGAGACGACCUCUGUGCCAAGCCCUCUUUGUGUCCCAUGGGGUCAGGACCUAUACACAGAAGAGGAACAGGCUGGGGCAGAGGUCUCAGGACUCAGGAGAGCUGCUCUUCCUGGGGCCCUGGCGGGGAGGUAGGGAAGAGAGUCAGAGAGCAGUCUUCUGAAAGAGCAACUGCACUGUGGACAUAAUGGUGUCCAGCACCUGUGGGCCCAUAAGGAGACCCAACGGCACACAGGCCCUGGUUCAUGACCCAAUGCCUUGCUUGGGGCCCUCCAAUGGCGGGACCAUUUCACAACCACGUGAGACCCACAGGAUCCUGCCUCAAGGCCUCUAUGGGCACCUUUGACCUGGGAUGGGGACAGUUUGAUGGGGAAAGGAACCCAGUGAGGGGCUGGACAGAAGCAGGCUUCCAGGAGCAGGUGGUGACCCGGCUCAUUCUGCACAGCAAAUGAAUGGGACAGGGCCUGGAAGGCAGUGUACAUUAUACAGAGCAUCUGGGGCAGUAUGAGGAAUCCUGAACCCACAGCUAAGUCUACCCUUGUAGAGGUGUUGGGGGGCCUGCAGAAGGAUUCUGGGCUGGGGUGAUCACAGAUGCCAUACUUUGGGGACAUCAACCUGGAGGGGAGGCAGGGUGGUAUCCUGUCGGUGUGGGGCCAAACACCUUGGAUUUCCAAGACCGGUAGGGGUGUUCCGGGCUUUUCCGUGAGUGUGGCGGGGUCCAAGGAGCUUUGAGUCAAAAGGAAAUGAUAGGUCCUAGGUUCCCGUGAGGGCAGGAGUCAGGCCUGUGCUCAGUUGGGCCUGACUAACCAGCUGGCUUGUGGUACUAUACCAGCUGGUUCCUGUAUGGAGCCCAUUGCUAAGGCACAGACUUACCCUUGCUGGACAUGGUGUCCCUGACCUGACUUGAAUUCCAUGCUCCUGCUUCCCUCCCUCCCUAAGACUCAGUGAAAUACCUCCUCCUGAUCACCCAGCUCUCUCCGGAGUCCCCCGAGUGUAAUUCUUGUCCACCCUGUAGGACUCGUUUCUUGGAUGGCAAGGGAAGGAGGAGGGCAGCACAUGGAACUGCAAGGACAGGUAGUGGUCAGUCCCAAGGAGUGGGGUUUGGACAGGUCCUUGAGGCAUAUUGUGACCCCCCCUCCCCGUUCUCAGAGGCCCCUGAAGAUGAC